Molecule: messenger RNA, 6775 nt
Organism: Styela clava
Lineage: Eukaryota; Metazoa; Chordata; Ascidiacea; Stolidobranchia; Styelidae
Product: protein strawberry notch homolog 1-like
Biological process (GO): regulation of DNA-templated transcription
Cellular component (GO): nucleus
Molecular function (GO): histone binding; chromatin DNA binding
Source: RefSeq, a predicted model, not a curated record
UAGUGCUCAAAGAUUUAUAUCUGUAGAUAAUUUAUUAAGCAAAAUAUCUCUGUGUGCUGGUGUAUUUUCUAAUUCACCAUAUUUUUGGUCAAGUGUUACAUCAACUAAUCUUUGGAUUAUAGAAUUCUUUGAAAGUUUUGUUAACAAAUGUCCCAAGAACUUGAUGAAGUUUCGUCAGCAACAUCCCAGGAUCUACUUUUUGCCGCCUUGAACCAAAGUGGUUUAUCAACUCUUGACUCAAAUCAAGAUGAGGAAAUUAUUGGAAAUCAAACAGACAAUCUUCUUGAGAGUUUACAAAACUCUGGUCUGUCGUUUGAAGCAUCAUCGUCAAAAAUUAGUGGAAAUGAACAGGUGUCAGCAUCAACAUCAUCUCAUCUGGUCAGCACUCCACAAGCCACUGUGAAACCCACCCUAGUAAAUCUUGGUUCAAAACCAGCAUCGCCAAAAAUAAUCACAAUUACACAACAGGGAAAGAAAAUUAUAAAAGUUCCAAUUAUAAAAACAGCUGCAGAUGCCAAAGGGAAACCAAAUAUCAUCAGACUACCUCUCAAUAUAACAAGUACUGGCAUCAAAAAACCUAUCAUUAUCAAAAGGACUAUCGUUUCAACCACAUCUAUAACUCCUGCUGGAAAUAUUACUACAAUUCCCACUAGUGUGAAACGAAUGUCACCAGUGCAACAGCCUCUGUCAAACGUAAUACCAAUAACAUUACCGACAGCAUCAUUUUCACAAACUCCAAAAAUAGCUCUAACCAACACAGAAGCAAAAAAUACUUAUGCUAAAGUAACUGUUGGUGGCAAAAAAAUUCUUAUUCCAAUUAUGAGAAAGAAUGGUCCAAGUGUUCCCCAUAAAAUAGAAGUUCCAGCUGGUAGUGUAAGAGUAUCAACACUCGCAACAACAAGAAACUCACCGAUAAUUUUCAAUAAUGUUGCAAACGUUGUUAAAACCCAACCUAUAACUGUUGUCAGAAAGGUUGCAGGUAAUGAAAUUAGGACUAUAAACUCAAAUCCUGGCAGUCCUCAGGUUCGUAUCGUUACAAAAGUCGAGAGUAAACAGAAGCUUCAAGCACCACCCUCAUCAGGACUCAAUCUCGGGAGUCUAUUCAUCGAGUCUGCUGAAAAGGAGGCUGAUAUAAUUCCUACGGCCACUAUACUGCCUGUUUCUGAGAAUAUUUUUAGUGACAAGAACAAUAAUUCAGGAUAUACUGAUAAAAUGACAAUUACUGUUUUACCGCAACAUCAGAAGAUUUAUCAUAGGAAUUGCGCUUCUCCACUUUCUCCAGUAACAGAUAUACUUUCAUCAUUGGCAACUGUCAGGCCACAUUCACCAUUAUUGAAGAUGUCAACCAAUGAUCAAUACAACCCAUAUUCAACAAAUAAUUCAAGUAAUAAAAACAGAGAACUGAAACAUCAAAAUUCUUGGCAAAAGGAUUCAAAAAUUCUUCCUAAGCCAAACACUGUGAGGGAGACAAAACCAGGAAUAAAUAGAAGUUAUUCAGUACAAAACUUCUACAAAAAUUCAGGAUCAAAAUCUGCUAAGGAUUUGAACUUACUAGACCUGAAAAGGGAUGUUGUGGAUUCCCGUAAGUCAACAGAUGAAUUAGUUCAAGAUGAGGAAAGGGAAGAAGAAGGUCAACAUGCCAAUAUUUAUGCUGAAUAUAAACCAAGCAAAUUGAAUAUUGGACUUCCUCAUCCUGACAGAGUCGUCGAGACAAGUUCUUUGUCCAGUGUUCCACCUCCAGAUAUUCAUUAUAAACUUUCCAUUCCUGAAGAAGUGAUUGAUCAAGGACUAUUGUCUGCAUUACAACUUGAAACAAUAACAUAUGCUUGUCAAAAACAUACAACUUUUCUACCGAGUGGAGAAAGAGCAGGAUUCUUAGUAGGUGAUGGUGCAGGUGUGGGAAAAGGAAGAACAGUUGCUGGAAUCAUUUUUGAAAAUUAUUUAUUGGGAAGGAAAAGAGCGCUUUGGUUUAGUGUAUCGAAUGAUCUGAAAUUUGAUUCGGAACGAGAUCUCAGAGAUAUUGGUGCCAAAAAUAUUCAUGUUCAUAUGUUAAAUAAGUUCAAAUAUGGGAAAAUUUCAUCGAGAGAAAACAGUUCUGUAAAGAAGGGAGUUAUUUUUGCUACGUAUUCAUCAUUAAUUGGAGAAAGUCAUUUUAACACUAAAUAUGGAACGAGAUUAAAACAAAUAUUGCAUUGGUGUGGAAAAGAUUUUGAUGGAGUCAUUAUAUUUGAUGAAUGUCACAAAGCCAAAAAUUUAAUUCCAUCUGGUUCAGCUAAACCUACUAAAACUGGAUAUACUGUUCUUGAACUACAGAAAAGACUGCCAAAUGCACGUGUUAUCUAUGCAAGCGCUACAGGGGCUUCUGAACCUCGCAAUAUGGCGUAUAUGUCGCGAAUAGGCCUGUGGGGACAUGGUACACCUUUCACUGAUUUCAUGAAUUUCAUUCAGGCUGUUGAAAGGCGAGGUGUUGGGGCAAUGGAAUUGGUUGCCAUGGAUUUAAAAUCUAGAGGAGCUUACAUUGCUAGGCAGCUCAGUUUCCAUGGAGUAUCAUUUCGUAUUAAGGAAGUGCAAUUGACAAGAAAGUUUAUAAAAAUGUACAAUGAUGCUGUUCGAUUGUGGGUUGCUGCGAGAGAAGCAUUUCAAGUCGCUGCUGGUCUCAUUGAUGCGGAACAUCACAUGAAAAAAACAAUGUGGGGUCAAUUUUGGGCAGCACAUCAACGAUUUUUCAAAUAUCUAUGCAUCGCUGCCAAGGUUGAUCAUGCCUCACAACUUGCUAGGGAAGCUGUUAAACAUGGAAAAUGUGUUGUCAUUGGAUUACAAUCUACUGGGGAAGCAAGAACAUUGGACAUGCUGGAAAAAUGUGGAGGAGAAUUAGAAGACUUUGUUUCUACUGCCAAAGGUGUUUUUGAAAAUUUGAUUGAAAACCAUUUUCCUGCGCCAGAUCGAAAAAGAGUGACUGACUUGUUCGGUAAAGAUUUUUAUAAAAAGGAUGAUAACGCAUCGGAAGAUGGAAAUUCACAAAAACAAAAUAAUGCAAAAAGAAAAAAUGCUACUAAUAAUAAGUCCAACGAACCUGUGUCCAAGAAAAUUCGUUCAUCGGUAACCAAUGACAAUGAUGACUCAGCAUCUUCUGAUGAAGAAAAUUAUGAUUCCGCAAAAUUUUCGGGUGUUGAUUCAGAUGCAUCUAUUGAUUAUAGUGAUGAAGAUAUCGGAAAAAUAUUUGGAGGAGGCUCGGAUAGUGAUGAAUGGGGAGGAGAUGCAGAAGAAUCUCGAAAGAAAAAGCUGAAAAAGAAGAACAAAAAGAAAGGAUCGGAUAUGGAUGAAGAAGCAGAUCGAUUACUGGAAGAAGCAGGAUUAAAAAAUGGACCUUCAAACCAUUCUAACGAAAUAAAAACUAAAACAAAUGAAUCUGAACAAACUAAUCUCACUGCCUAUGUUAAUUCAGAGAAUACGGAAGAUUUGGGACUUGAAAGUCUUAAAUUGUCUGGGCAAAAUCCAGUUGCAAAAGCACAAGCACUUAAAAAAGAAUUGUUAAGAAAACUCGAUUCUGUUGAAUUACCAAAUAAUACACUAGAUGAAUUGAUUGAUGCUCUUGGAGGACCAGAAAAUGUUGCUGAGAUGACUGGAAGAAAAGGUAGAGUGGUGGCAACGGAAGAAGGAAACAUUCAAUAUGAAUCUAGAACUGAAAAUGAUGUGCGAUGUAAUAUGCUUAAUUUGGCAGAAAAACAGAGGUUCAUGGAUGGUGAGAAAAAUAUUGCAAUUAUUAGUGAAGCUGCAAGUUCUGGAAUUUCAUUACAAUCAGAUCGCAGAGCUCGAAAUCAACGUCGAAGACUUCAUUUAACUCUGGAGCUUCCAUGGAGUGCUGAUCGAGCUAUUCAACAAUUCGGUCGAACACAUCGUUCCAAUCAAGUGAAUGCUCCUGAAUAUGUUUUCUUAAUUUCUGAACUCGCCGGUGAACAGAGAUUUGCUUCAGUUGUUGCAAAACGUUUGGAAAGUUUGGGAGCGUUGACUCAUGGUGAUCGUCGCGCCACGGAAACAAGAGAUUUAUCCCAAUAUAAUUUUGAUAAUAAAUUUGGAAGAUUAGCACUAGAUUCUGUAAUGAAAUCAGUUGCAAGUUUAGAUGUUCCUAUUGUACAUCCACCUGCCACUUAUCCUGGACUGUUCUUUAGAGAUAUCAGAAGAGCUAUGGUUGGUGUUGGUCUCAUCUCUGUAGAAUCAUCCGGGGCGCCACCUCAAUUAGAAAAAGAAUAUAAUAACAUUGUUAAGUUCAUGAACCGUAUACUUGGAAUGGAAGUUUUACAACAAAAUGCUGUUUUUCAAUUUUUUUCCGAUACAUUAUCUAAUAUCGUUCAAAAAGCAAAAACUCACGGACAAUUUGAUCAAGGAAUUAUGGAUGUUGGAUCUCGAGAUGAUUGUGUCGAACGAGUCGAUUGCAAACGAUUUCAAUUGAACGCCUAUUCUGGUACCGGCGACAAACCAACAGCUGCACAGAAAGCUGGCAGCGGUUAUGUUGAAUUACACACUGUGAAAAUUGAACGUGGGAUGUCAUGGGAUGAUGCUGAGAAUGCGUGGUCUCAGCUUUCAAGUGAAAACGAAGAUGGAUUUUAUGUCACACAUUUGAAAAGGAAUGGCCGAUGUAUGGCUGUCUUGUGUUUUGAAAAUCAACUUAAAUCCCGCAAACAACAAUCAUAUAAUGAUGAAGAUUCAGAAAAAUUAUCUGAUGAAUUCCGCCUGUUUACGCUACAUCGACCUAAUAUGGGGAAACAAGUCAAAAGAGAAACACUUGCCACAAUUCGAUCACGAUACAGAAAAGUGGAACCUGGUGAAGCGAAGAUUUGGUGGGAAAAACAAUACAAAGCAUCGUUAGAUAUUUGUUCCCAUGCGUACUGGCAAGGGGUUUGUCAUCGUCAAGUUCAAAGAGUUCCAUGUGGUAUUGGGAAGCGCCGACGUACUUAUCAUGUUUUGUCUGGUUCUGUACUUGCUAUAUGGAGAUUGAUAGAAAAAGUUUUAUCGUCUGGGAUGACGACACUAUAUAAAAUGCAAAUUGUCAGAUUAAAAACAGAAGAUGGAAAGUUAGUUGGUUUGUUGAUUCCAUCGAGCUGUGUUGAACAAUUAACCAAACAUCUUCAGAAUCCUGAUCAUCUUUUAAAUCCUGUUCAACAACUAGGAAAUCAUGCACUAAUACGAACUGCAUCCACACCAGUGUUUUCUGCAAAUAAUUUUGAUGAUGAAGAUGAAUUCAUUGAAGAUGACAACAGUGAUAUAGAAGAUGACGACGAUUUUUCACCAGAUGAUAUGGUUUCAUCUGUUUUAGCUCCAGGCAAUACUUGGUAUCGGUAACUGCUACAAAUAUACUGCAAUACCAAUUGUAAAGCUGUAGAAUGUGAAAAUCAUGCUCCCAGAUGGUGGUUUAUGUGAACAGAUACCUCUGAUUGUGGAGAUUGAUAGGUGGUUUAUGUGAUCAGAUACCUCUGAUUGUGGAGAUUGAUAGGUAAAUUGUGAAAAACAGGUUUAAACGUGUUCGAACAGGUUUUGAACUUGAUCACAAAAUAGCAAAGACGAAUGACUCAUGCCAGAAGCUCAGCCGGUAGAAGCAACCUGAAAUACUUUGUAACGCUGCUGUGUACUAUUGAACCUAGCUACUGCAAAAUCAGACCGUGUGCUAUAGAAAAUUGAUAAGUGCCUAAUGUCCUUUGUUUAGGCUUAACAUUGUCACAUUCCUUAACUUUUUUACUGUUGCUGCUCCUUUUGAACAUUUCAAAUAUUACAUUCCUGAGUUUCAAUGCAUACUUGGAAACAAUUCUUUUAAAAAUUGGUUUUUCAAAAUGGUCGCAGUGACUGCUAUAUCAUGGAUAUUUUUAUGACAUGUCCCACAUCUUCGCUAUCAGCCAGGUCCUUACAACCAAUUCACAAGCUAUUAUGUUUUUGAAAAGGCUGUAAUAUUCAUGGUUUUCAAAAAUCCUACCGAUUUUGUUGCACUUUGGGUAUUGGGCUCUAACCUUAGCUGCCUUAGCAGUGAUCAUAAUAUAUGCUGAUUUCACAUUUGUAUUUCCUUCAAAUAUCUGUGAAACUUCGUCAAAUAUGGGUUUUAUAUAUAACAUGAAAAGAUUGUGUUUGAAAGUGUUGGUUUGACGAAAGCCAAAAUUCCACUUCUCGCGUAUUCACUCAACAUCCAUAGAAUAUAUAUAUUCUGGCACCUGCUCAGUUAUGUAUGUAGUACUUAUAACAUGGUGUAAAUUUUACUAUUUCAAUUCAUUAAGCAUUUCCCACUGUUUUGUUUUGCUCGCAUGGGUAAACUUUUGCCUGUACUAUUCACUUCUCCAAUUUUUUUUUUAAUUUCGUUUGCCAGUUGAAAAAUACAUGCAAUGUCUUUAUAUUGUCUUAUAUGCAUUGCUUUGUGACAAGGAAAAAAAUUUUCGAUCUUGUGGGGAAAUGUUAGCUUUAACAAAACUUUAUUGGUAACAUCGACAUGGGAUAUUAUAGUCUACUACUAAUAAGCUGUGUUACAUCUUCGGCUCUUGCACAACAAUUACAGGAGAGUCAAUAUUUUCGUCUGUGCUAUGAUUUGCCUGUCUUGAAGAUCGUUAAUUGAAUUAGUUUCUUUUCCUCUUCGUGGCGAAAUCAGCGUCGCCAACACUAAAUAUUUUUGAUAUUGUGAGUGUGUGACUAUGAUUGCAUGUGAACGCAAGCCUCUGUUGCACCUUUUUCAAUUUCUUUUAUCUGAGUUCAUUUUUAUUUCGAAAUAAACACAAUCUGCCGAAGGUAUUGAAUGCAA